AUGUCUGACUUUACUACCCUUAAUGAUACAAUUGCAAAAGCUUUCCCAAAUAGAACUGAUUUAUUAGCCACAACCUUAUUAGACUCAGUAGAAGUGAUUGAUAGAAGGGAAGUUAAAUCCGGGGCUGUAACUCAUGAAACAGAACUCCU
Molecule: messenger RNA, 149 nt
Organism: Racocetra persica
Lineage: Eukaryota; Fungi; Glomeromycota; Glomeromycetes; Diversisporales; Gigasporaceae
Source: the annotation of a GenBank genome assembly